AUGUUGCAGUACAUUGCGCCGGGCAAUAUUGACGCGACCGAGAAAACUGAGGAUAACUGGUUCAACCUCAGCUUCGCACUUGCCCUGUGUGAUCACUGGGCCGGGCUCCAAGAUCUCAGGGAGCACAAAGAUGCGGACGUCUUUGACGAUCCGAUAAGUGUAUUGAGCAACUCCGCCGUUGACACUGAUGAUGAUUUGAGUGUCGCCGGUUUCGAGGGAGUUGAAUUUCCAGACGAUUUGCCCAUUGUCAAUUCCAGCAGCUUCGAGUUCGAGGAAACGCUUGUCGAAGUCGAUAUUUAUCAGACCCAUUUUGGGGACCUCUGA
This is a messenger RNA of Penicillium waksmanii, 324 nucleotides long. RefSeq lists its product as uncharacterized. NCBI's taxonomy places the organism in Eukaryota, Fungi, Ascomycota, Eurotiomycetes, Eurotiales, Aspergillaceae. The record is from RefSeq and is a predicted model, not a curated record. The coding region runs from base 1 to 324 and encodes 107 amino acids. The transcript has a single exon.